GCCCGGUGCCCGCAACCGACAGUGAAAGUCUACGACGUCGUAACGGCGUUAUGUCAGCGCGACCGACGGCGAGCCAGUUGCGCCUGCCGUGUCGCCGCGCGCGCACACCGUAACCCACGACUAAACAUACGAACUCGAUAAGUGACGAGCCAUGUGCGUGUGAAUUAAAAAAAUAUUUAAUUUUUUUUUCAAAAAUGUCUCCUCUAGUGAUUUUAUUGUGUGCCAGCUGCGUUUUGACCGCUGAAUUAAAUUCGAGUGCGAGCAAAGAAAAUGCCCGAGAAGAGAAGCUCCGGAGUGGGCUUAUCGACGCUUUUCAGAACAUCAAGCAAGCGUCCGCAGUGGGCGGCGUAGAGGACGACAGUCUCAACUCAGAUCUCGUAGGAUCUGUAUCUCAUAAUGGGAAUAAAAAUCAUAAAGCACGCGAGGAAAAUUUGGACGUGUUCGCGGACGAGGACGGUCUCACAUUCGCGGAGGCUUUUGGUGACGUGGAGCCGGAGAGACGUGUCUCCAGCACAGAGAAGGCUCACAACGUGCAGCAUAUCGUGAAGGCCAAACACAUCGAGAAGACGACGUCAAAGCCUAACAAAGAUGUGUUAUCCAAACUCACGGAGUCGAUACGAAAUACAUUAAACGAAUCGAAGUUGCAGCUGAGCAACCUUAGCUCGGAGGCGACGAACCACACGGAGUUCGUGGGCAUAGAGAACAUGCUGAGGAUAGUGGACGCGGAGAUUCUAGUGAGCCAGUGGCGCAACCUGCAGCACGCGGUGACUGGACAGUGCCGGGAGGAGCUGCAGCAAUACGUCAACGGCUUGCUCAUGAAGAAACUUUGGGCUUUGAAGAUGGAGGACGCGAGCGGACGAUACACAUCAAUGUUCUAUUGGGGCAAUAACUACUGGACGGGCUCCGCCGAGCUCUGCCAAGUGCUCAACGAACAGCACGAUGUCAGUCCAGCGAAGCUAUACAACAAGAGCGACGGCUCCAUCUUGGCGGAGUGGCGUGACGACGUGUCGAUGUCUGGCUCCGGGCCUCCUUUCGCCACCGCAUUCUACAACGCGCGCCUUCUCAUCACCACAGACCAGCACCAACUCAUCAAAACUCGUCGGACUCUUCAUCUGGGUCUAUGCCUGCCGUACUCGUGCUCGCGGGAACAGGUUGGCGCGCUGCUGAGCGCGGUGAGGUCGCCGGCGCUGCGUCAUACCGUGCUGGCGGUGCGCUCGCCCCAACACGGCGGGUACACCUACAUGGCAGACCCCACAUUCCAGGUUUUGUUAGGAGUAUGCUGCCUGGUGGGCGCGCUGCUUGUGUCAGCAACAGUGUACGACAUGCGGCUGGGUCGUGCUGUGCGCAGACGCCGGCACGCAGCCAACAUGGCCGCUGACACCGCGCACAACGACCACAAGCUUGAUAUCAGCACGCUGGAUGCCAUCACACACGUCGGCGGCAAGUCUAUGUACAACGUGAAUAACAACAUAGCGAUCAGCAGCAACACGUCGGAGGAGCGACUCACCGCGGAGACUGCCUCGCAAGAUGGACACAUCAAGCUCAGUAUAUGGUCGGAGCUGCUGCUGUCGUUCUCCAUGAAGGCGAACGUGCUGCAGAUCUUCGACCAGUCUGUGGGCGCGGACACGGUGCCCGUGGUGCACGGCCUGCGCUCACUCUCCAUGGUCUGGGUCAUCUUUGGUCACACCUGCAUCGUCGUCUUCAAGUACGCAGACAACACCGCACUGCGCGCUAUUCUCGAGAAGAGCUUCUGGUUCCAACUCAUCAUCAGCGCAGUGUACAGCGUUGAUACGUUUUUCUGUCUCGGUGGUAUGCUCGUGUCCUUCCUGUACUUCCGUACGAGUGCUAAAGGCAAGCUGGACCUGCUGACGAAGGGCCGUCGGACCCUCACCUCCGGAGUCAUACAAUUCUUCGGACUCAUUGGAUAUAGAUUUGCCAGAUUGACGGCUCCGUACCUGUUCAUGUUGGGCGUGGUGGAGGUGACGAUGAAAUGGUUCGCGCACAACGCGGUGUUUGAGCCGCCGGCACCAGACCACGAGACCUGCCCGCAGUUCUGGUGGCGGAACCUCCUCUACAUCAACACUCUAUUCCCUGUCGACCAAAUGUGCAUGUUGUGGAGUUGGUACCUGUCUGAUGACACACAAUUCUAUGCAGUCAGCGCUAUUUUACUCAUUUUAGCAACAAGCCACUUCAAGUUGUCAGUGGGUCUGACAGGCGUGUUCUUCCUGUCGUCGCUGGCCACCACAGGUUAUGUAUCUUGGAGCAGCGAGCACGUGCCCAGCACUGAGGAUCCCUUCACGCAGUUCGACAAGAUCUACGACAAGCCCUGGACACGACUCGGGCCCUACCUCGUCGGCAUGGCCACCGGCUGGAUACUCUUCAAGACUAACUUGAAAAUUAGAAUGAAUAGGAUAUGGUCGUACGUGGGCUGGGUGGUGUGCGCGGGCACGCUGCUGUUCCUGAUCUUCGGUCUGUACCGGGUGGAGCUGAGUGUGGGCGCGGCCGCCGCAUACAGCGCGCUCUCGCACUCGCUCUGGGCCGCCUGCAUCGGAUGGAUCAUCAUCGCUUGCUCCACGGGACAUGGAGGGUGGGUGCGAGGUCUGCUGUCGGCGCCGGUGCUGUACCCGUUCUCCCGCGUGACGUACUGCGCGUACCUGGUGCACCCGGUGGUGCUGCGCUACGUCGCCAUGCACCUCACACAUCCCAUACACCUCGGCGAGCUGCUCGUCUUCGUGUUGUUCCUGGGUUUGACAGUGAUGUCAUAUUUCUUCGCAUUCGUCAUCUCGGUGGCAUUCGAGGCUCCCAUCGUGACCAUGCUGAAGAUCCUCGCGCCGCAGAAGAAACCCCAUAGAGUUUGAAGUAUACUCCUUUCACAUAAAGACUGGAAUGAGGAAACUGGAAUUUUAACUAUAAAUUCAAAGUUUUAAUCAAAUUAAAGUAAAAAGUCUAAGUCUAAGGAUGAUGGCUAAGUUUAAUGUAUAAAAAUCUUGAUUUAAAAACAACAGUUGUGAGCAACAAUAUUCUAUUGCUUUAUUUAACUAUUUUUUACAACUUGAUCACAAACGAAA
Molecule: messenger RNA, 3068 nt
Organism: Papilio xuthus (Asian swallowtail)
Lineage: Eukaryota; Metazoa; Arthropoda; Insecta; Lepidoptera; Papilionidae
Exons: 15
Coding region: 195-2858 (887 amino acids)
Molecular function (GO): acyltransferase activity, transferring groups other than amino-acyl groups
Source: RefSeq, a predicted model, not a curated record